AUGAAUAUCGACAUUCGUUCACUGCCUCCAGAGUUUCAAUCAAGAUUAUUAGGGUUAGAGAGAGAACUACGUGAUGGUGAUAUUACCGAGAAAGGGUAUGAGAAGAAAAAGAAUGCCAUACUAGAAGAAUGUAGAAGGCAAUAUGCUUCACCUUCCUUCAGUAGCGGGGGUGAUCCAUCCUUUAAAAGUGGGAGCGGAUAUUAUAAUAAUAAUAGUCCGCGUGCUUCUUAUCAAAGCGUUCAGAGCACUGGGUAUAUCGAUCAAGGUAGUCAGUUUGUGCAGUCCGGUAGAAUGCCUCAGCGACCACCUCUGCCCCCUACAAAUCUCGCAUAUACAACUACUCCACAAAGGCCACCUUCUCAUAACCCUAAUAUGGUGCUGCAGAGGUCACAACAAACGGUUAGCCUAGAUAUAGAUAGAACCCGGAAUCCAAAUUCGGCACAUGUUCGAACACAGAGUGUGGAUCAAAUACACCGUUCUCAUCAGCUUCGUCAACAGCCUCACGCGUUAACAUCGUCUUCAUAUGGACCACAAGUUUUCAAUAAACAACCGAUUCAACCCCAUUAUCGACCUUUGUCCGGAGGUCCAACGGGCCAACAAAGACCACAUUUUUAUCCUACUGGUCAACAACAAUUUGUGUCAUAUGCCAGACCUAUACAACCAUCGUUCCAGAGUAGACCAACAAUGCCACAAAUUAGGCCGCCUGUUGGGGAGUUAAGUGGUAUGCCAAAUUCAUCUGGAGUGAUUAGUAAGGCUUACCCUGCAGUGUUAAAUGAGAAUGGAAGACAGAGCUUAGAUGUUAACGAUACUAUGCGUGAUUAUGAAAGGUUUCAAGAUGAUAAUGUUUCUAUUAGAUCAAACAUUAUGGGGAUUGUAAACCCCGACAUGCCGAGAUUUGGAGGGUUUACUCAACCUGUCGAUAACCCUGGAAGAAACGCAGGAAAUCGCAUGUCAUUAUACAAUAGUCGAGUGUUCUCUGAUACACAGGAAAAUUUAUCUACAUCGCUUGAUGUAAAUAUAUCAAAAUUGGCAGGAAAACAAUUUAUGCCAUUUGAACCGCGCGAUAUCCCAUUUGAAAACCUUGAUCCGUUAGAUCCAACAAGAUCUCUUGAUUCAUUCACAGAUAUAGCAUCAAUCUUACGGUAUCGUGGUAAAACUACACCAAAGAAAAACGCAUUUAUAGUUGUAGAUCAAAAAGGACGCGAAACUGGCGUUUGGACAUGGGAGAAGCUGCAAUUGCGUGCAGAAAAACUGGGUCAGAUUAUAUUACGAGAGAGUGGAUUGGUUAAGGGCGACAGAGUAGCACUAAUAUAUCGUAAGAACGAAAUUCUCGAAUUUCUAGUAGCAUUAUAUGGAUGUUUCAUUGCGGGUGUAGUGGCAGUUCCCAUUAAUGCUGUUGAAGAAUUUAAAGAGUUGUUAUUCAUUCUGGACAGCACGGAAGCAAAGUUAGCACUAACGACUGAGCACAAUCACAAAGUCUUUGUGCGAGAGUUAUCAUUGCAGAACAAGGAAUUACCAACAAAUAUUGGGUGGUGGAAGACCAAUGAAUUCGGAUCAGUGAAUGUAAAAAAGGGUGAUGAGUUGGAUAGUAUUAAUUGCACAGAAUUGGCUUACAUAGAGUAUACCAAAAGCCCGAAUGGUGAGUUAAAAGGUGUCGCGAUAAGUCACAAAACCAUAAUUGCACAAUGUACUUCCAUGAGAGCAUCAGCAGUUGAUACUAGGAUCAGAGAACAAAUGAUAAAGUAUUCAAAAAUGAAGUCUGAGAAUUUUACGUUGGGAAAGAAAGGUGACGAAGGAGCAAGUGUGAACUAUGCAGACAUUGUGUUGACGUAUUUGGAACCAAGACAACAAGUUGGUUUAAUAAUAGGUGCCUUGUGGGGCGUUUAUUGUGGGAAUACCACAAUUUUCUUGGGUAGUCUUGGACCUGAUGUACCAGGCCUUUGGGUUAAUUUUAUCUUUAAAUAUCAGGUAACGAUCGCAUUGGCGGAUUACCCAGGAUUAAAUCCAAUCGUAGCAUCCUUUAAAAGUGAUCCAGGCGCAACAUUACAUUUUUACAAAAAAACGACUCCGAACCUUCAAUCCUUAAGGUUCUUAUUUAUUGAUUCGUUAACAGUUGACACAGAAUCGAACCAAAAUAUAAUUGACAACUUGCUUACCCCGCUGAACUGCAUGUAUCCAAAAGACGUGCUGACACCUUUGAGCAGUUUACCUGAACAUGGAGGCAUGAUAUUGAGCUUCGGAGAUUUGUUAGGGGUAAUGGGUUUGGAUGAGAGGAUUGAAGGGGAGAGAGGAGUUAAAGAGUUUUUGUUAGAUAGAGAAACCCUAAAGGAGAACAAAGUUAUUGCCAUUGCAGAAGAAGAAAACAAAAGCAUUAAAAGCGUAAUGAAAGUUGGAGCUUUCGGAUUCGUCAUGCCUGAAGCCACGAUAGCAGUGGUGGAUCCGGAAACGACAGCGUUAUGUCUUCCCAACACUGUUGGUGAAAUUUGGGUCGACUCUCCAUCAUUAUCCGGUGGAUUUUGGUCAUUACCAAAGCUUACCGAGUUCAUCUUCCAUGCGAAGCCAAUAUUCGUGCCUGCGGAUACGAUGAAGCCCGAAUAUUUAGAACAAGAAUUUUUACGUACAGGAUUAUUAGGCGCACUGAUCAGCGGACAAUUGGUUAUAUUUGGAUUGUAUGAGCAUCGAAUACGGCAGUCGAUUGAAAGCCCACAACAAAAAGCACCUGUGAAAUUGGUAUCAUUAUACUCUGGAUCUAGAAAAUACUGUUCGGAGGAGGAUCAAUGUGUUAUGAUCGAAGUUUAUACAAACGACCAAAACCUCCCAGUUUUAAUAGCAGAAACGAAUCUGCCACUUGACCGUCUACCGAAUCUUUCCGACAACAUACAUGGUUUGCUAUAUGAAAAUCAUGGUCUCAGACUAUACUGUCUUUCACUAUGCCAACAGGGAUCAUUACCUAGAUCGUGGAAGAAUGGUAAAAAAUUGAUAAAUGCUAUCUUGUGCAAGAAGGCUUUCGAAGUCGGCAAAUUGAAUGUUAUGCAUGUUCAAACGUGGGUGGAGGAAACUAUUACAAACAUCCCCGUUGGUGAUGAUGAUGUUGCUGGAAUAUGGGGACCGGUUGCCAUGGCAGCAAGACAUGAACUUAAUAACGGAAUAACUCGGCGGCCACAAUUUUCACGCGUAGGGAGUCCGAAUGAAGUUAAAGACGAACGAACAGGACAAAACAUGCUAACAUUCCGUUCUAUUGUGGACGUUCUGCUGUGGAGAACUGAAAACAUGCCAGAUGGAGAUGCUUACAAGGUAUUGGACAUACGUGGAAAGGAGUUGGGAUUAUCAUGGAAAAAAUUAAACAAUCGUAUAGCCACCUUUGCGAACUACAUGCUUAAGAAGGGUUUAAAAUCCGGAGAUCAUGUUCUGUUGAUGUUUCCACAAGGAUUAGACUUUGUGUGCUCCGUUUAUGCGUGCAUGGUACUAGGGAUCAUCGCGAUACCUAUGGACAGGAUUGAGCAAAGCAGAGCUGGUGAAGAUAUACCAUCGAUGAUGGGAUUAAUUGAGGAUUUCAAGAUCAAUUACAUCAUAUUGAAUACUGAGACCGAGAACACAUUCAAAGGAAAGACCAUUCAAAAUUAUAUUAAAAGUCAAAACGGAGGUAUUGCGAGACUACCACAGUUUCUUAAUGUGUCAAAGGCACCUAAAUUCACAAAGUUGCUCUCCGAAGCGAAUUAUGUAAUGAGAGAAGAAUGGAUCAAUCAAAAUUGGACCGCGAUAGUCAUGUGCUAUUUUAAUGCUGAACAAAGGAGGAGUUGUGUCAAAUUGGGACAUGAUACUUUAUUGGCCCUAUGUAAGGUACAGAAGGCAACAUGUAAGUUGACCAGUAAUAAAGCAGUGUUAGGUUGCGUUCGAGGAUGCUCUGGGAUUGGAUUUGUUCACACAUGCUUACUUGGUGCAUAUCUGGGUUCGCCAACGAUCCUGAUCACACCAUACGAUUAUUCCGUGAAUCCAUUGAUCUGGUUUGAAACUCUGUCUAGAUAUAAAAUCAAAGAUUCGUAUACAACCUUCCCAAUGUUACAGCAUGCGAUUUCAUGCUUCGAAGGCGAUGCCUUUAAAUCCUUUUCACUGCAGCAUUUGAAAAACCUUAUGUUGCCAAUAGAAUCUAGACCAAAUGUUAACUUAUUUAAGCAGGUUAUUAAAACAUUUUUGCCGAACCGAUUGGAUGAUAUGUCACUCAACUAUGUCUAUGGCAACCAAGCAAAUCCAAUGUUAACAACUCGAUCAUACAUGUGUAUUGAACCAAUAGAGCUUUACUUAGAUUUAAAAAGUUUACGAAGAGGAAUCAUAAAAAUUGUUGAUCCCGAAGAGGAACCUUUUGGAGUAUUGAUACAGGAUUGUGGAAUGGUUCCAGUAUCAACGCAAAUAGUCAUAGUUCAUCCGGAGACCCGCCGACCGUGUCUGACAAAUGAAUUCGGAGAAAUUUGGGUAUCAUCCGAUGCUAAUGCAAAAUCCUCAUAUGGAUCGAAUGACCCGUUAGAACGUGAAAGAUUUUCGGCACGAGUUGACGGUGGCAUCAGUUUGGGAAUUGACCCACGUACGACACAUUUGCGUACAGGAGAUUUAGGGUUUUUACACACUGUUCACAGACCAGCCGGAGAGAAUAAUACCAUGGUGGAAUUUCAAUGUUUGUUCGUCUUAGGACCUAUUGCCGAAACUUUUGAGGUGAAUGGAUUGAUGCAUUUUCCGGUUGAUAUCGAAUUCACGGUGGAGAGGUGUCACAAUAUGAGUCCUCCGAGUUUGAUUGCUCCCGACGGAUGCGUUGUAUUCCAAGCCAACAAUGAAACAGUUUGCGUGGUGGAGGUGCGCUCAACGGAAGGAAUACUGAAUUUGGUGCCAUGCAUCCUAAAUACAAUUUUGGAUGAACAUCAAUUUAUUAUUGAUGUAAUAGUAUUCAUUGUUCAGGGCUCACUGCCGAAGUCGAGGUUGGGUGAAAAGCAACGUGCAAAAGUCAUGUCAAACUGGAUAAGCGGUCAUUUGCCGACACUAUAUGUUCACCAUGUAAAACAAACCAAAUACGUACAAGAACAUCAUGUUACGGCAAAUUUUCUUUCAUCUUAUAUUAACGACAUAACACUACAUGAUGAUACAUUGCCACCGAACAAUGUAUAG
Acaulospora morrowiae is the source of this 5154-nucleotide messenger RNA. The record is from the annotation of a GenBank genome assembly. NCBI's taxonomy places the organism in Eukaryota, Fungi, Glomeromycota, Glomeromycetes, Diversisporales, Acaulosporaceae.